Carica papaya (papaya) is the source of this 2297-nucleotide messenger RNA. The record is from RefSeq and is a predicted model, not a curated record. Lineage: Eukaryota; Viridiplantae; Streptophyta; Magnoliopsida; Brassicales; Caricaceae.
AUUUUUGUGGUUCUUUUUCUCCUUAAUGUUUAAUAAAUCUUCUUUUUCUGAAAAAAAAGAUCAAUUAAGAUUCUCAAAUCUUCAUUAUAAAAGAUUGGCUUCUUAUCAACAAAAAACUCAAAGAAUGAAAGUAAGUUUAAGGAUCUUGAUAACGUUAUACACUUGUUCUUGUGGGAGAGAGAGGAGCCCAAGAGUGUUUGAGGAUCUAAUAAUUGUUUGGCUAUUAGUCAAUAAUCUAACAUCAACUUUCCCCUUCCUCUGCUGGCCUUUUCACUAACUUCUAAGCUACCAAGUGGUAAUGACGAUGAUCAUUUAAAUCUUCCCACGAAAAUUGACAUUGGAGAUCCUCUAGGACCACAUUGGUAGAUAUGGGAAAAAGGAUGAGAAAGAUUGGCAAAUUGGACAUAGUGUUUUUGAAUUUUCAAAGAAACAUUAAUACUUGAAUAUGUUUCUUCUCCAUUGCCUGCUAUUAUAUUUUUUAUGAUUAUUGUAAUACACCAAUUUAAUAUCGAAAAGAUGUAUUAUUAUUAAACUUCGUAUAAUGCUUAAGUCAUCCACUACCAAUAAAUUGAGUUUGAACUUUUAGUAGUUGAUGGUUUGAGUACAAAAAAUUGUUGAAUUAGCGGCGCUUAUGAAUCUUAUGGACCUUGACAAGGACAAUGAUGAUUUGAAUAUUGAAGAUCAUGAUAUGCUAAUUCCACAUUAGAAAGAUUUGUGAUUAUUGAAUUUCAUAUAAGGGUUCAAGUCACAUAUUACCAAUAAUUUGAGUUUGAAUUUUUGAGGGACAUGAGUUUGAGUCCAAAAAAAUAUUGGACUAGUAGAACUUGAACUUGAGACGUUGCAAUUGUGUCUGUAAAUCAGAUAUAGUUCUCAGUGUGAGAUGCCUAAGGUUAUAGGGAUAGGUGGAUUCAUUAUUUUUGCUCCUUGAUGUUGGGUCAUGAAAUUUAUAGAAUGGAGAAUUUUGAGAAUAUCAUAGAUAUACUAACAGAAUUCUAACUUUUUAUGAAUGGGUGGCACUCCCUUGUUACCUCCUUAAUAUACUUUUAUACUUUUCAUUUUAAAAAGAAAUAGCUGGUAUUGCCCACAAAUUUUUGAAAUAUGUUGCCCGCAAAUUAUUUGUUAAUACACCUAACUUUUAGAUGCUUUAUUGCAUUGAUUACCUGUGCUGUUUUCUAUUUGGUUUUUCCUUCUCCCUCUCUCUCUUGUUGAGAUAAACCCUGGGAGUCUAAAACAAGUGGAGCCUAAAAUAUUUCUGACCCUGCUAGUUUAUAUUCUAUUCUACCAUAUUUUCAAGUAUUUUCCAGUAUCAUCAAGUGUCAUUUAAGUAGCAAUAUAAAUUUCUAAUUUAUAUCUGGAAUUUUUGUAAUUUGUUGACUACAUUGUAGGGUGAUUUUCGAGCAUACUUGAAGCAAAAAGGUCAAUUAAAGCCAACGUUAGCUGUGAAGUUCGCCCUUGACAUUGCUAGGGGGAUGAAUUAUUUGCAUGAGCAUAAACCUGAAGCAAUAAUUCACCGCGAUCUUGAACCUUCAAAUAUACUACGGGAUGAUUCUGGACAUCUGAAAGUUGCAGACUUUGGAAUCAGCAAGAUGCUGAAAGUUUCAAAAACAGUCAAAGAAGACAGAUCCGUUGCAUGUCAAGACACAUCUUGGCGAUAUGCAGCUCCAGAGAUUUACAGAAAUGAAGAAUAUGACACUAAAGUGGAUGUGUUUUCAUUUGGGUUAAUCUUACAGGAGAUGAUUGAAGGUUGUGUACCAUUUCCAAAUAAGCCAGAAAUUGAAGUUCCUAAAGCCUAUGUUGCAAAUGAGCGCCCUCCAUUUAGAGCCCAUCGGAAGCUUUAUGAACAUGGAUUAAAACAGUUAAUUGAAGAUUGUUGGAGUCAGAAUCCUUUAUUGAGACCAACAUUCAGGCAAAUAAUUAGGAGGUUGGAUGCUAUAAGCAUUCAGCUUGCCCAUAAGAGGCGUUUGAAGGUGGGUUUACUAAAAUGUUUUAUGAGAUUUGAGGGCAUAUGGAAGAGUGAUCAUGUGAACCCGAGCAGCCGUUCAUCUCGGUCUACAACCAGAUGACUAAUUUUAAAGAAUUUUGAUAUCUUUCUGCCUCGAAGUGAAGGAAUUCCACGGAUUUGGUUAGUUGUAGAGACAAGAUGUAAAUCAAAGAAAGACUUGUGAUCUGUUGUGUGCCCACAUGAUUUCGGUAUAUUGAUCUUUAUCCAUUAUUUCCAGGAAAUCUUGCAUUGAAAAGAGAAACGAUGAGCUGCUUGCUUUUCUUUAUGAGAAUUUCUGAUCGCUUUAAUUUCGAUA